CUGUAAGUCAGCUGUCACAUUUACUCAAUCAAAUAACAAAUAAUUACAAAGGCGGUAAAGUUUUUAAAAAUAUAAUUUCUAUAUUUAAUGUUUUAAUAUUAAAUAAAAUGGACACAAAAGCGGAUAAACUACAAAAGAAAGCAAUUCGCGAUCAGCAGAAGCGUAUGAAACCGGGUGAAUGCGACAAAUAUGUACGCUUAGUUUUGGAUAGCGAUAUACUAGCAUCUAACGUACCGGGACUUGGUAACGAUCUAACAAAUGAAAUGGAAAAACUUCAAAUAAAAUAUACAGUACGCAAUUUACCUUCAAAAUUGUGUGUAAUUUGGGAACGUCAAUCAGGCCAACGCGAAUUACUGCCUACUGAGUGUUUGGAUUCACCGCUGAGCGCGCAGUGGGAAACUGAAAAUCAAGUUAUACAAUUCUUUACUACACAUGAACUUAAGAAUAAACCAGCAACUGAAAUAGCGAAAAGUUUAGAACAACAUUAUCCAAAUAAGCAACCCACUGUAGCGCUAUUAGCGGAACGAAGUAAAAACGAUUCGCACACUAUCAAUUCUGUACUCAUAGACUUACAAGUUCUACAUCAAGUAGCCACAAUGCAGGUGCCACCAGUAGCUAGUGAAAUUGCUGCUAUGUUACGACGUUUCACCAAAGCCAUAGCGGAAGCACCGUUCAAGCAACAAAGAGCCGAGUCUUUAGGCUCAUUCAAAAAAUUCCUGGCGAAUGAUAAGAAACAGUGUGUGCGUGUAGUCGGUACAAACGGUUUAGGGCGCCUUUGGCAACAACACUUAAAUCGUUUGCCAUUAGUCACCUUGGAAGUAGCUGAGACUAUAAUCGCACAAUAUCCAUGUCCAAAACGACUUAUGGAUGCAUACGAACGAGAUGCAGAUGAAGAGAAAAAGGUUAUGGCCGAUUUAAAGAUCAAUCGCGGCGCACCACAGCCAUUGCAAGCGGAUAGGCGUAUUGGUCACGUAUUGAGCGGAAAAUUACAUAUGUUGUAUAAUAGCAGAGAUCCGAAUGCAAUCAUUUAGUUUAUUCAAUAAAACUGCAAAACAAUUUCUGAAA
This is a messenger RNA of Zeugodacus cucurbitae (melon fly), 1065 nucleotides long. It is a transcript of the gene mms4, whose product is annotated as crossover junction endonuclease EME1. The coding region runs from base 108 to 1031 and encodes 307 amino acids. Gene Ontology annotation, cellular component: nucleus; Holliday junction resolvase complex. Gene Ontology annotation, biological process: replication fork processing; mitotic intra-S DNA damage checkpoint signaling; double-strand break repair. The record is from RefSeq and is a predicted model, not a curated record. The transcript has a single exon. Lineage: Eukaryota; Metazoa; Arthropoda; Insecta; Diptera; Tephritidae.